Messenger RNA from Erythranthe guttata (spotted monkey flower), 2964 nucleotides. The record is from RefSeq and is a predicted model, not a curated record. NCBI's taxonomy places the organism in Eukaryota, Viridiplantae, Streptophyta, Magnoliopsida, Lamiales, Phrymaceae.
AGAAAUAUUAAAGUAAAAAAGCGGAAAAGAAUUGUAAUCGGAAAACUAAAACCUCCCCGAAAAUCACAGAGUGAGAUUGUGGGGAAUGACGAUGGACAGAGAAAAGGAGAGAGAGAUUGAGCUGGAGAGUGCAAUGUACACGAACUGCUUGUUGCUUGGUUUGGAUCCGAAUGUAAUCGGAAUCGGGUCGAUCAACGGCACUCCGCGGGUCGGGUUAUUUCGCCAUUCCAACCCCAAAUUGGGUGAACAGCUUUUAUACUUCAUCUUGUCGUCUCUUCGAGGCCCAAUUCAAUCAGCCAAGGAUUUCGAUAAGGUGUGGCCAAUUUUUGAUUCGGCUCAAUCCAGGGAUUUUCGAAAGGUCGUCCAAGGGAUUAUAAGUGAGCUGGAAUCACAAGGUGCACUGCCCAGGAGCAAUUCAAGGGUUUCGUCUCUUGCAACUUGCUGUGGACCGAGAUUUGUUGAACUCUUAUGGCAGCUUUCCCUGCAUGCUUUAAGGGAAGUUCAUAGGCGAACUUUUGCAGCUGAUGUAGCAUCAAAUCCUCUACCUGCCCCAUUAACUGAUGUAGCUUUCUCACAUGCGGCUACACUACUUCCUGUAACUAAGGCUAGAAUAGCUCUUGAAAGAAGAAGAUUUCUGAAAAAUGCAGAGACUGCAGUUCAAAGGCAAGUAAUAUGGUCUGAUUUGGCUCAUGAAAUGACAGCAGAGUUUCGUGGUUUAUGUGCUGAGGAGGCAUAUCUACAGCAAGAGCUUGAAAAACUACACGAUUUGAGAAACAAAGUAAAAUUGGAAGGGGAACUCUGGGAUGAGCUUGUAUCUAGCUCAAGUCAGAACUCUCAUAUAGUUCAAAGAGCUACUCGGUUGUGGGACUCGUUGUUAUCUCGCAAGAGCCAACAUGAGGUCCUUGCUUCAGGCCCAAUAGAGGAUCUUAUUGCUCAUCGAGAGCAUAGGUAUCGCAUCUCUGGUUCGUCAUUGCUGGCAGCAAUGGAUCAAAGUUCUUCUUUUUCAUCUAGUAAUUUGACUCAACAUUUAGAUAAUGAGGAAAGUGAGAGUUCACAAUCAGAAUUAAACAAAGAGGACAAAAAUAGUUGGGAAUUUUCUCCUACUCAUGGAGAUGAAGAAAAUUUUUCCCGACUUGAGGAAAGAAGUACAAGAGGGCAGCCUACUGUUGAUAUUGCCGAAGUCUUGCGACGUUGGACCCAUGCCUUGCAGCGCAUUCAUAAGCAAUCACUCCAACUGGCAAAAUCCAACAAUGGAGAGGGUCCAGAGCUCUUACGAAGUGUGCAUGAUGGUGGUGCCAGCAGUCAUGCCGAGUCUUUGACCACAACACUUGCCGAACAUCGGCAGCACCUAGACAGCAUACAGGUGCUCAUUAAUCAACUAAAGGACGUUGCUCCAACCAUACAAAACUCAAUUCUAGAGCUUACAGAGGAAGUUGAUAGCAUAUCAUCUAAUCUCCCUCCUCCUACGAAACUGAGAUCAAACAUGCCUAACCAAACAGAGAGCGGUGGGAAAAAUUUGGAAAAUGCUAGUGACGAGGUAGUUGAAUUAGCCUCUAGACUUUCGUCUGUUCAGCUUGAAAAGAUGUCAGCUAGCCCCCCUACUUUGAAACUGCCGCCGCUAUUUAGUUCAACGCCAAGUUCUUCCGGAAAAAGUGGAAACGUUCAAAAGCGACAGGUUGUGGCUCAAACCAACUCCAUGGAAACAGAGAAAAAGUUCGUAGAGCAGCCACCAUCGAACAAUCACAUGGAUAAUUCUUCACAUGAUGAAGAUAUUCUUUUUCUUCAAAACUUGAAGAGAUCUGUUAGAGAAGCUGCUCUUUCAACUCAAUCAUGCAACUUGGAAUCAUCACAAGAUAGCCGUUCUAAUGAUAGCUCUGAGCACUUCUUUGUACCAUUUGGAACUGGAUUUUCCCGACAUGGCCAAGAUAAGAAACUUAAUUCUCUAAAGAGUAGACAGUUGCUCACAUCUCAAUCAGAUUCUUCCUUUCUUCAAACCCAUGCUAAGGACAACUAUCUUGGGAGCAAGUACAGUGGAGUGGGGGACAUGUUAAAUGAUUUGGAAUCCCUUGAUGAAUUUGAUGGAGUGAACGGUUUCUUUCAUGCUGCUAGUUCAAAUUCACCAGUUUCUGAUGUACACAGGACAUUCUAUGAUAUGGAUGAAGCGCAGGAUCAAGUUUUCUCACCUCCUUUAUUAAUGGAUACAGCAUUUCUGGCAGAUUCUUAUGAGGAUUUGCUAGCACCCUUAUCAGAGACCGAAACAGCUUUAAUGGAGUAUUGACAUGAACAUUGGGAUCUUGCUGCUGUAGCUUCAAGAGAGAUUUGUCUCCAGUGAAUUUCCUUUUGAUUUUAUGACUAUGUCUGUGCCAAUUAUGUUGCAUAUAUGUACUUUUUUAAAUGUAGAGAUUCAUGCUGUCCCAAUUCAUGCAUUACACUGAUGCAUUAAUUGGUAGGUAAACAGGGAACAACGAUCGAUGGGUUUUUGAUUGAGCAAUGAUAGGUAUUCAUUGCUUUUGAAGAUUCACUUCCUAUUUUCCAGCAUAUUUAUUUGGCUUUCUUCAUUGUUUGACCCUCGAAUUGUGUCGCGCAUGUUUGCAAUGUGCCUUUUGUGAUUAACACUUUUGUGCGAUGCGUGAAGUUCUUUAUUGUAUUUGUGUGCGCACAAAUCAAUGAGACUGUCUUGCUGCGGUUCGAAGAUUCCACAAUUAGAAGCAAUAUUGAGAAUUUCGCUGGAGGAGCCAUCUCUUUGUUGACAUUUCCUUUACACACAGGCAAGUUAUUGGUUCGAUAAACUACUUCCUUAUUACGAUUUAAUUUGAAUAUCAUGUUUUAUGUAAUGAUGAUUGUUAGUUACUUGAUUUCUAAGAGUAUUUUGCUGGAUUGUUUUCUACUUUGUAUAGGGAUUUUGGUUGAUUCAUAUUGAGCUGGAUGUGCUGUAUAUUUAUUUCAGAGUAAAUUGUGGUUUAU